Messenger RNA from Xenia sp. Carnegie-2017, 3790 nucleotides. RefSeq names its product C-1-tetrahydrofolate synthase, cytoplasmic-like. Gene Ontology annotation, molecular function: methylenetetrahydrofolate dehydrogenase (NADP+) activity; ATP binding; formate-tetrahydrofolate ligase activity. The transcript has 38 exons. Gene Ontology annotation, cellular component: cytosol. Gene Ontology annotation, biological process: tetrahydrofolate interconversion. The coding region runs from base 105 to 2546 and encodes 813 amino acids. The record is from RefSeq and is a predicted model, not a curated record. NCBI's taxonomy places the organism in Eukaryota, Metazoa, Cnidaria, Anthozoa, Malacalcyonacea, Xeniidae.
ACUGAACUGUUUAGUCACUGGAGUAGUCACACGUGUUGACACUUCACAAAUACAAUCACACAUUCAAGAGUUUUUUUUUGGUAAAAUUGGUCUAUUCCUACAAUAUGGCGCAGAUUUUGAAAGGAUCCCAAAUUGCGAAGGAUAUACGUGGUAAAUUAAAGUUGAUAGUAGACGAAACAAGAGAAUCAUAUCCAGAUUUCAAUCCUUGCCUAGCAAUAGUACAGAUUGGUGAUCGGGCAGAUUCUACCUCAUACAUCAGAGCAAAGUCUAAGGCUGCAAGCGAGAUUGGUAUGGUUGCUAGACAUGUGAAAUUAUCUAAUAUAACUACAGAACAAGAGGUUUUAAAAACAGUUGAUGAGCUAAAUAAUGAUCCCAAUGUGCAUGGAAUCAUUGUUCAACUUCCUCCAGAUUCCAGUGAACCCAUUGAUCCAUCUGUUUGUACCAAUGCUGUUGCUCCAGAGAAAGAUGUGGAUGGCCUGAAUGAUGUUAAUGCAGGUCGAUUGGCUCGAGGGCAAAUCAAUGACUGCAUCAUUCCUUGCACACCUCGUGGAUGUUUCGAACUCAUCAAAAGAACAGGUAUUGAAGUGCAGGGAAAGAAGGCGAUAGUUCUUGGACGAAGUAAAAUUGUUGGUGCACCAAUGUCAAAUGUACUAACGUGGAACAAUGCUACCGUUACCGUUUGUCAUUCAAGAACCAAGGAUUUGCCUGAUGUUGUCAGGGAAGGCGAAAUUGUCGUUGUUGCUAUAGGAAAGCCGCAUUUUGUUAAAGCGGAAUGGCUGAAAGAAGGUGCUAUCGUAAUUGACUGCGGCAUCAACGCUAUUCCAGAUUCAAGUAAGAAAAGCGGACAUCGUUUGAUUGGAGAUGUUGACUACAUAGAAGCAGCCAAACGAGCGAGCUGGAUCACGCCUGUUCCUGGAGGCGUGGGUCCAAUGACGGUGGCAAUGUUAAUGCAGAAUACCGUUGAAAGUGCUAGAAAAAUUAUCAUGAAGGAAAAGACUGGUUUAUGGGAAAUAAAGUUUUUGCCUCUCAAAACAGUGCGACCUGUUCCAAGUGACAUUGAAAUAUCGAAAGCUCAGUAUCCAAAAAGCAUUGAAAAGUUGGCGAGUGAAAUUGGUAUUCAAAGUCACGAGUUGGAGUUUUAUGGCAAGAUGAAAUGUAAAGUUUCUCUGAGAGUUUUGGAUCGUUUGAAAAGCAAAAGCGGAGGAAAAUAUGUCGUCGUGGCAGGGAUAACACCGACGCCUUUAGGAGAAGGGAAAAGUACAACAACGAUCGGAAUUUCCCAAGCAAUGUCCGCUCACUUGAAGAAAAAUACGUUCGCUUGCAUACGCCAGCCAUCUCAAGGACCAAUAUUCGGCAUUAAAGGCGGAGCUGCGGGUGGAGGAUAUUCGCAGGUCAUCCCCAUGGAAGAGUUCAAUCUUCAUCUUACCGGAGAUAUACACGCCAUCACAGCAGCCAAUAAUCUCAUUGCUGCUGCAAUUGACGCACGGAUUUUUCACGAAUCCACUCAAACCAACGAGGCUCUAUUCAACCGACUCGUUCCUCUUACGGAUGGGAAAAGACAAUUCACCGAUGUAAUGCUAAAGAGGUUGAAGAAACUUGGAAUCGAUAAGACAGAACCCGAUGAUCUCACUCCAGAGGAAUCUGGAAUGUUUGUAAGACUCGACAUUGAUCCUGAUAGCAUCACGUGGCAAAGAGUCGUGGACACGAAUGACAGAUUUUUGAGGCAAAUUACAAUUGGCCAGUCUCCCACGGAAAAGGGUCACGUGAGAGUAUGUCAAUUUGAUAUAUCUGUUGCCAGUGAAAUUAUGGCAAUUUUGGCACUUGCUAACAAUCUUGAGGAUAUGAAAGAACGUUUUGGAAAGAUGGUCGUUGCAUGUAACAAAAAUGGUGACGCUGUAACCGCUGAUGAUUUGGGAGUGACAGGUGCCGUAACUGUUCUCAUGAAGGACACCAUUAAGCCAAACUUGAUGCAAACUUUGGAGGGUUCACCUGUUUUCGUACACGCUGGUCCUUUUGCCAACAUUGCCCAUGGUAAUUCGUCCAUCAUUGCCGACAGAAUAGCGUUGAAGCUCGUUGGAAAAGAUGGCUUUGUUUUCACCGAAGCUGGUUUUGGUGCCGACAUUGGAAUGGAAAAAUUCUUCAAUAUAAAAUGUCGAUAUAGCGGUCUUGUUCCGAACUGCGUUGUGCUUGUUGCAACCGUUCGAGCCAUAAAAAUGCAUGGCGGUGGUCCUAAGGUUGUCGCAGGUCGGCCUCUGUCCGAAGUAUACAUUCACGAGGAUUUAGAUUUGAUCAGGAGUGGAUUUUCAAAUCUUGCUAAGCAGAUUGAGAACGCCUUGUUCUUUGGCGUUCCUGUCGUGGUGGCAGUUAACCGUUUUAAAUCAGAUACGGAUGCAGAAGUCGAUUUACUUGUGCAACUUUGCAAAGAGGCUGGCGCUUUUAAUGCCGUGGAAUCAACUCACUGGGCUGACGGAGGUUCUGGAGCUAUGAAACUAGCAGAGGCCGUGAUUCAAGCCACGCAACAGCCAACUGACUUCAAGUUUCUAUGACCUGGAUCUUCCCAUUGAAAAGAAGAUUGAAACGAUCGCUCGGAGUAUUUACGGCGCUGACGGCGUUGAGUUUUCCGAAGAAGCUCAAAAAAGAGUGAAUCUGUUUCGGCGUCAAGGAUUCAACGACCUCCCCAUCUGUAUGGCGAAGACACAUCUUUCCUUGUCUCACAAUCCUGAACUGAAGGGCGCCCCAAAAGGUUUCAUACUACCUAUCCGUGAUGUGCGUGCGAGUGUUGGCGCUGGUUUUCUGUUUCCUUUGGUGGGCACGAUGAGCACCAUGCCCGGGUUGCCGACGAGACCUUGCUUUUACGAUGUCGAUUUAAAUACGGAGACCGAAGAAGUUCUUGGUUUGUUCUAGCUAUCAAAUGCCGCAUCCAUAUGCCCGGUCGCGUGUUAUUUUUGUACCCAAAAGCACUGGUACUUAAGGGCUAUUCACUGUUACAUUAUAUUUCCGAACUUUUUGUCAACUUAACGUACAUUUCUUUAAACGUAUAUGUCCGAGAAUGAUAAAGGUAUUAUGUAUUGUAGAUGUAAUUGCUGACUCAGCUUUAUUAUCCAGUUUUGUUUGUAUUGCACGAAAUAGUAAUAAACUUAUUUAAGCCGUAGCAGGAGGAGUGCAAUUACAUGCAUGCUCGUCACGCUUUAUGUACUCCAGCCUGUUGCCGACAUUAAUUUGAAUAUACUCGUCGUCAAUUGCUUUGGAUAUAUUUCACUUGUGCUGAACGAUGCCUGGAGUGUUCUUCUAGCUUUUCUUACGCUAACGAAAAUUCAUCUUAUUUGCCUGCUUGCAUUGGAGAUUUUUCCCGCCGAAAUGGAAAGAGUUGAGGACAGCAACGAUAUGCCUAUUCCCGAGACCGAAUUUCGAGAAGGAUGUAAACUAUUGAAUUCAAUGGCAGAUGCAUCGAAUAUUGGAACAGAAUUGAUGGAAAUGGAGUAUUUACCUUUAGUCAUACAAGGUAUACAGCAAUCGUCAUCAUAUGACGUCAUAAACGAAAAUUCGCGUGAAACGAUGAAGGAGAACUGGUCAGAGCCGCCACCUUUUUUGUAUAUUUUGACUUGUAUUGUGCAACUCAACCCGUUUUCUCUGAACUUCAACGUACAAAACCCGUCGGAAUUGCUUCACUCGACAAGCGUAGACUACCAAAGCGACUUUAGAUAAGUUUCUUUAACAAAUAAAUUUCGCGAUAAGCGAACGUAGUUUGACAAAUUAUUGAGCGCAAUAAAAUUUACUUUGAAAUUAAAAA